Messenger RNA from Stylonychia lemnae, 5442 nucleotides. The record is from the annotation of a GenBank genome assembly. Lineage: Eukaryota; Ciliophora; Spirotrichea; Sporadotrichida; Oxytrichidae.
AUGAACAAAGCUCUACUCGCUAUAGUCCUCAUCUCAUGCAUCUUCAUGCAACAAUACUCUUGCGCCUAACCAUCCAUCCUCAAGGCAUUCAACCAACUUGAUGCACAAGUUAAAGUUGAUCCAUUUGUAAACGCAGACCAAACUACUGUAUUAUAUCUUAAAAUGUUUCUAACAAAAUCUGAACUAGCAAUUGAAGAAAUGCCAGAAGAGGAAACAGAUAUUCGGCCGAGCCGGGAUUUGAACCCGGGACCUCUCGCACCCAAAGCGAGAAUCAUAGCUACUAGACCACACGGCCAUUUCAAAGGUAUACUGAUAAAUCCGGUACUUAUAUCUGGAGAUAAGAUUAACAUAGGUCCUUUGAAUAUUAUAGAGAAUAUUCAUUAGCAAAUGAGUUAAGAUUCUGUUUUAAAGACCACUAUUGAGUCUCAGCAGGUCAAGAAGGUAUAAAGUGACAAUGUGCCUAUCUCUCUCAAUAAUUCCGCCCUAAAUGAAAGUCUGGGAGCAAUGAGCAUGAAUGACCUAGAAUAAAGGGAUCAAUCUAUAUUUCCUACAGCAGAGUACUACCAAAAUUUAAGAAAAACAAGUCAAGCUGAGUCUGAACUAGCAAUUGAAGAAAUGCCAGAAGAGGAAACAGAUAUUCGUAGAAAGAUCAAUCAAAAAUUAAUUAGAAAUAAAAACUACUUCAUGAAUUUUAUCGGAGAGGGAAACGGGACUUAAAAUUCUCACUCUAACCAUAUUUUCAGCAAAGAUGACUACUCUUAAACUGCAAAUAAAAUGAUUUAGCUUUACGACAAGAGAAGUAGAUCAGAGACGCCAGAUAAAAUGUCUGCUACUGAAGUGCUACUGAGAGCUCACAAGAAACUAGCAGCUUAAGCAGAAAAAAGGAAGUAAUCACCUCACAAGAUACUUGAAAAGCAUUAAUAGAGACAAAAAAAAGCAGAAGAGUUGAGAUCACUGAUAGAAUAAUCGAAGAAAAAUUGGUACGAAAAGAUCAGGAUUCGUCAGUAGAUAGCUCGCAAAAAAUGGCAAGAACUAUUGGCUGAGAGAAAAGCCAAACUAUAAGAUAAACUUGAGUAGGCCGAGGAAAGACGCGAAAGUGAAUUAUAAUCACUGAUCAACAAAGCUAAGUAGGAGAUUUAGAAAAUAGAUGAAACUAAUUAUAUAGUCAAGAUGACUAUGAACAACAUGAAGUUAGAUUUAAAUUUGAAAAUGAAUGAGACAUAAGAGAGGAGAAACCAAUAUAUGGAGGAGUAAAUUAAGAGAAAGCAAGCUGAUCGUGCAUUAAAGGAGGAAGCAGCAGAAAAACGUAGAUAAGAACUACAGAAGUCAACAGAGAAUAAGUUCCUUACUAAUAAGCAGAAAAGAGAGUAGGCUGAUUUGAGAAGGAACAUGAUGAUAGAAUAGAAAAAGAGAGCUGCUUAGGAGAAGCAAAAAAGGAUUUUAGUUUUAUAAAGGAAAAAUGACUUGGGAGAUAAACUCAGUGAUGUUAUGAGUUUCGUAAAUAACAGCGAAUGCAUUUGGGAGUUCCUUGGCAAUGAGAGAGAUUGGUAGGAUCUUGGUGAUUACUACAGUACUCGUGACGAGGAUUUUAUAUUUGAAUUGAUUCAAAAAGACCACUUCGAAAUUUAAAAAUUAAAACUUAAAAAAGACGCUGAAAUUUUGAAUAAAAUUAUAGUUAUUAAUGAUAAAGGAGAGAUCUAUUCUAAUAAAGAAUACAUAGCUUUAGCAAAAAAGAAUAUUCAGAGAUAAGGAAAAUCAGAAUUCGAUUUAUCUGAUGAGGAAAGCAUGUAGGAUGACUCUUAAUCUGAAGCUAGUGAGGAUAAAGCAUCCAUACCCGAAGAAGCUCUCAGAGACGAAGAUUGUGUAAAAGAUGAUGAAGAUAUAAAGGAUUAAGAUGUUCUGAUGAAUAACAACCAAAGUGAAAUCUUCAAUAAUGAGCUGUAAACAUAUCAUAUGCAUACACUAAGACUUAAGAUGUCAAUGAAGAGAAAUGUAUUAAAGAAAAAUUUAUCUGAAGACUUAACAUGGGCUGAUUUUCUAAAGAAUGAAAGCUAUACUUACCAAUAAAAUCCCUAUCCUUAGAUAAAAUUAGGCUAAACUAGAAGCAUGAGAUCCACUCCAGAGAGAAGAUAGGAAAUACCCUCGGAGUCUGAGAAUAAUUAAACUAUAAGCUCUGGCAACUAAACCUAAGAAGCUGAGAUCAUUCAAAAUUAAAACUCUAAGAAAAAGAAAAAACAUUAAUAGCAAAAUUAAACUUUGAAUAACUAGCAAAAUACUCAGAACACCUCAAGUGGAAGCAAUUUAUCAGAAAAAUCGAGGAUAUCAUCAGUCGUAUAUCCAAGUAAGAAUAAAAAGAAUCCUAAGAAUCAAUCUGGAACUAGCAUCAAUAAUCCUAAUUAAGAGCAAAUCAAAGCAUUAAUGAACAUGAAGAGAUCCUCAGGUAGCAACCAAAGCUCAACUCAAUCAUUAUCUAUAAAUACAGGUGAUAACUCCUUGAAUUUAGGGAAGAAGAUUCCAUCUCUAGACACUGAAUCAGCAAGAAAAAGGUCAAGUAGAAUGCAUUCUUCUUCCGUUUAAGAGUCUUCAGGGACUAACAUACAAAAUCUCAAUCAAAAUAACAAUGCAAAUCAAUCAAUGAUGGAGGAGAAUAAUACUGCUUAUGAAAAGAUUGCAGAGUAUCAAUAUAUGACUCAUACUGGUUCAUAGAUGUCUUCACUUAUUACUAAUCCCAAGCCUGUUCCACCGUAGAGCAAAGUAUUGCCAAAGAAACUUACUUUAAACGCAAAUAAAAUGCUAUUCCCCAUAAACCCUUAGAAACUAUUGAUAAAGCGACCUGGGAAAGAAGGACAAUUUGGCAAAUUCAAGAUAAUUGUUAAGAUGGAGGAUCUCAGUACAUCUAAAACUUUAAUAAAUACAUCAAUAAACAUGAGCAGCUCUCAUAUUCUGACAGAAUCAUCAGUGGAUGAAAAACUUCCGCUGUAAAAGUCAUUUAUUUAGACUUUAGCUGCAUAACCAUUAGAAUCUGAAAUUAAGAAGGACUCUCCAUUAGGUAAAAAAAGCUUAUAGAAUACUCCCUCUGAUAAUAAGAGAAAAGAAAGCUUAGAUGAAAGUAAUUAGUUGCAAAUAAACACCAGUUCUCUAAAUAAUUCUGUGUCUAUGGAACAAACUUCUGCUACAGGCACACCAUAAACUUCUAGGCUACUUUAAAUCCAAUAAAAGUUUUGGGAAAAAUACUAGAACUAAAAUUAAACUUUAGAAGAAUAAGCAAGCACAUCUAAUCUGAGCAAAAAGUAUUAGGCAGUAAUAUAAUAGCAACAGUUGAAUAGCACAAUCUAAAGUGACUCUAGUUAGUCUCCACCGAAAAGAGAGAAGAUGCAAAUUUCUACUUCGAUUGAAUCAGAUUAGUAAUCAAAUUCUACAAAUACCACAAGUAUACUUUAACUCAAUUAUAUGUCCAAUCCUAGUCCUAAUGAGAUUGGAAAUGUACAAAUGAAUGAACAAGGCUAUAAAGAACUGAUGAUAAAAUAUAUAUUGACAGAUAACAUUCACUUGCUAAAGACAGAAGAUAAUUAGAAGACUGUGGCAGUUGAAGGCUAAGAUGCAGAUAAGGUUAUUGAUUACCUUGAGAUUAAUGAGCUUAAUAUUAAGUACUGUAGAUUAUGUGACUUAAUUAUUCCAGAUCACAUGUCUAUUGAAGCUCAUACUCAACUUAAGUCUCAUAAGAAAACAAGAGACGAACUUGGUAUCAAAGAAGUUGAAGAUUUGUAAUUUUCUAUCAUAAGUAUGAAUUCCCAGCCAGGGGAUAUAGAGAAAGAGCUCCUCAAAGAAAAAGAAAAAGCUCUGAAGAGAAAGGUUAAGAGAAUAAAGACCUAGAUGAUUUCAUAAGCGGUGAGUCAUGAAUCUGCUGCCUACAACCCAGGAAAAGAAUACAAUUCCCCAAAUAAGAAAAGACUUCAGAUAUUAUGCAUAGACCUCGAAAAAUAAGUCAUUCCAAUUAUUAAUAACUAUGAAGCCUUGGAAAAUACAUUGAAAGAAAUCAUUAAGAUCUUAGAUCUAAGGAAAUAGCCAGACCUCCACCUGAUGAGAAAGCUAAAGUAUAUACCUAUUCUAAUUGAAAUAUGCAAAAGGAUAUCUGUUUGCCACAAGAAUGAAUUUAAGUAUCUGGGCAAGAUGCUGGACUAUGUAAUCAAAAUCAUCAACAUUUUCUGUGGCUUAAGAGAAAACAGAAACUAUAUGCUUCAAACUAAUAGGAUGCUUGCUUUAAUAGAGCUUCUAAAUUGGUGUCUCAACAGACCUACUCAGUUAUUCUACGGGAUCAUAUUCAUGCCAACUCUGUUUCACAUUCUAACUUUGCAUGUCAAACAUAGAGCCCCUUAUGAAUGCUAAUAAAUGAAAGAGAUGUUUGUUGAGUAUUUGAUCUGUUCACAGAUAACUAUUAAGAUAAAAUCAAAGUUCUAAAUUAUCAAUGGACCUUUAGACCUUAGUGAAAUGAUGGGGCAAGUGCCACUAUUUCUGCUUAAAAGCGCAGCAUUUAUUGAAUCACUUACCAAUAUUUUGCAAAUUGAUGCAAUUAAUAGGCCAGUCUAUGAAAAGAGUACUAAAAUAGGGGAACACAUAAUCUUUGUGAUCCAGAACACUGAGCUCUUUGGCAUUAUUCCUAUGAUAACGACGAUAUUACUCUCAAGAAACUAGCCUUUCAAGCCAUCUUAAAAUUAUCAACAAAUAGUUUCAACUUCUAAUAAGAUCUUACCUCAAACAAUCCUUAGUCUUGCUAUUACUUCAGUGAAAAUUCUAAAUAACGUAUUGAGAAUGGAUUAUAAGGCAGCUCAGCAAAUGAUGAGUGAUUUUGAAAUCCAGGAACAGCUAUAUCACCUAUUCAACUACUUGCUAUACUAUACAAUAGAGACUAUUGAUUAAUAAGAAGAUAGCAAAGAACUCCUACAUGAGACUCUGCUUUUGAUAGGCUACUUUACUUUGAAUCACGAAAAGCAUCAAUAGAUACUUUGCAAAGGGGAAAACACUUUAAUUUAAAAAUUAUGCAAUCUUCCAUUCACAUACUUCUGUGACAAGAAAUUGAAAGAGAUACUAUUUCCAACACUGAUAUAAGUAAGCUAUAAGAAUGAUAGAUGUUUAGCCAUUAUGGAUCAAGAAAUUGCCAUCAAAAUGCUGGUAGAUUUCAUUAAUAUGAAUCUAAAAGAAGAGCUACCUAAGAUAGAGGAGGAAAUAAAUGACUAUCAUAGUAUUAGUAGUCUAGGUGGUCAUUAAAUCAACGGUGGACUAGUAGAUAGAAGAACCAGAAGUCCAUCGCAGUCUAGCACGAGCAGUCAAUGUUCAAUGCAAAUUGAUAUAAUCAAUGGAAACUGUCCAUACUUACCUCUCUAUAUGAGAUUCCCAAAGAAACUUUGGAAAGAUGCAAUAUAAUUUUACUCUUAGGUAUUAUGA